This is a messenger RNA of Racocetra persica, 513 nucleotides long. The record is from the annotation of a GenBank genome assembly. NCBI's taxonomy places the organism in Eukaryota, Fungi, Glomeromycota, Glomeromycetes, Diversisporales, Gigasporaceae.
AUAUCUAUUUUCUUCAUGAAAAUAAUUUUACCAUCGAAUGUUCUUUGACUAAUGGCAUAGAUACCUCAGAUACUCCAGAACCUCAUGGGUGUAGCAACUAUAUCAAUAAAACUAUAUAUGAUGCUUCUUCGCCUUCUCGUCCUUAUGCUGGAGCAUUUUUACCCGAUUACAAUGUAACACCUAGUACGGGAGCAGCAAUGAUUGAUCUUGAAAUAUUUAUCAUGGAUCCAGCAUAUAAUAAAUAUGAUCCUAAUUUACGUGAUCCAUCAACGUUUACUCCGUUUGACCUAUCACUUGCUGGGAAAAAUGCGUAUUAUUUAUCACAACCUAAAAGUGACAUAAUUGUAUAUUUUUGGAGAUUUACUAGAACAAUCAGGUAUAAUAUAAUUCCGGAUUUUUUAAGCUACUUUGGUAGACCAAGAUAUUCUCAACAGCCUUAUAUCGAAUCAAAUAUACGUAAGGACUCUUAUAUUAGGAUAUUUCAUAAUUAUAAUAAAAAUUUUGAUCUCCCAG